Messenger RNA from Bathycoccus prasinos, 1968 nucleotides. RefSeq lists its product with no specific name. The coding region runs from base 1 to 1968 and encodes 655 amino acids. Lineage: Eukaryota; Viridiplantae; Chlorophyta; Mamiellophyceae; Mamiellales; Bathycoccaceae. The transcript has a single exon. The record is from RefSeq and is a predicted model, not a curated record.
AUGUCGGCAGCAGCAUCGACAUCGCGUCAUCCUCGUCGUCAUCGCGAUGGCGAGCGCGAACAGCUGUUGUUCAAAACGACGACCGCGAGGACACAAACGGUUGAACAUGGGUCGUCGUCGCUUGAUUGUGAUGAGGACGACAACAAGAACGUUUUGGGGAAAAUCUCAACCUUUUUCCUCCUGUUGUUCGUCCUCAGCGUUGCGAGCGCGCUCGGGGUUGUUCUGACGAAUGAUAAUACUGCGACGACGAAAACGAGAGCGCUUUCAAUGCUCGGAAGCAGUUCGAGCGGUUUGAGCGCGAGCGCGAACAGUUACGUGCCGUAUUCCGUGGAACUGAUUCCAACGUUUGCAGAGCAAAGAAAACCACUGACUGAUUUUACGUUUUACGCGGCGGUUGGAUCGUGCCUGAGCGAAGCGCCGAAGGACGGUCGAUGCAUCGAUUACGGAUCGAGAAGCACUCACGGUGCUUCGAUUUCGGAAUGGAACGUGAGUUUAGUGACGAACAUGGAUAAAGCGUUCGAAAAUCGCUGGGAGUUUAACCCCUCGGAGUCGUUGAGCGGGUGGGAUACGAGCGGAGUGACUUCUAUGCACUGGAUGUUUUUCAACUGCCAUGAGUUUAACGGCGACGUGAGAGAAUGGCAAACCGGGAACGUGCAAGAUAUGAGCGGUAUGUUUUAUAACGCGACAAAGUUUACGAGAAAAAUUGACCGGUGGGACACGAGUUCGGUGACGAACAUGCACGGCAUGUUUCAAUUCGCGGCGAGUUUUAACAAGAACAUUUUAGGGUGGGAUACCGGGAAAGUGGCGAACAGCGCGAAUAUGUUUAAAAACGCGACGGAUUGGUACAAGAAGUUUUCAUGUCCGAACGAUUCGAGCGUCCCGAACGAGUGUUCGUGCACGGCGUGCGUGAAACAGGAGGAGUUUUUAGAGAGCAUAGAAGAGUGUUUGCGUUUAGCGCCCGGAGGGAAUUGCGAGAAAGGGUCGCACGGCGCCAUUCACUUGUGGGACGUGUCCCAAGUGACGGACAUGUCGUCCGCGUUUGAGAAUCGAGAAUCGUUCAAAGACGUCGGUAUUAGCAAUUGGGACGUCAGUUCGGUGACUCGAAUGGACAACAUGUUUCGAAACGCGGUGUCUUUCAACGGCGAUAUUAGCAAAUGGAACGUUGAAAACGUUCAAUCGUCGCACCGCAUGUUCAAAAACGCCAAGGCGUUCGAUAAAGACAUUCGAGGGUGGGUGAUGAUGAAUUUGCCGUUAUCGACGACGCCGACGACGAAAACGAAAACAACGACGUCGACGAUGGGUUCUUCAGUAGUCAGCGAGAACCAAACCAACCACGCCUCUUGGGACAUGUUUACCGGUGCGGACGCGUGGUUGAUUAAAUACGGCUGCCCGCACUGCCAACAAUUCGAAGGCCCGCCGGGAAUGUGGUCCACUCUCAACGAACACCCUCCGCCUUCGCCGCCGUUGCCGUCGCCGCCCAUGUCGCCGACUCCCCCAUUCGACCCAUCGAAAUGUACGUCCACCCCUGCGUUCGAGAACUUACACGAGUGCGAGGAUACUUUACUCCAUAAAGAGGAUUGCUCCGUCGAUCCUUCCACGAACGAGGAAACGUGCGCGGUGGAAGUCAAAGUCCCGGUCCUUGGAUUUUGCGCGAUGAAAGCCGCCAUCAAUAGGCUGAACAAAAUCGAGUGCGGUUAUUUAUUAGAGGAGACCGCCUCGCAGACGCUCGAUUCCGUCACCACGCCGGUAAACUUGCGGGGCAUCGGAAACUACCUGGACGGACUCGCAACCGUCCUCGAGACUCAAAUAGCGCCGCAUCAAACGACGCCAAACGACGAAGACCCUUUCGACUUUAACGUCGCCGGCGGAGUCGGCGAAAAAGAAGAAGAAAAAACCGACGGCGUGUAUGGCAUGAUUACAGAUAAAAAGAAAGGUUGGUUUCCUUUUCUUUCUGAACACCAAAAUUGA